Molecule: messenger RNA, 606 nt
Organism: Saccharomyces eubayanus
Lineage: Eukaryota; Fungi; Ascomycota; Saccharomycetes; Saccharomycetales; Saccharomycetaceae
Gene: CFF1
Product: Cff1p
Exons: 1
Coding region: 1-606 (201 amino acids)
Cellular component (GO): intracellular anatomical structure
Source: RefSeq, a predicted model, not a curated record
AUGUCAGCUAAUAUACAAGAAGCUGCUGAUGCAGCCAUUGAGCCUGUAAGCUUUGUUAAAGUCCCUGCGCUUGAGCCUCCAACUAGUUUGCAACAAAUGAUUCAUGAUUGGCAACUGAUCAAGCACAGAGAAGGUGGGUACUUCAAAGAGACAGACAGGUCUCCCUUGACCAUGGACUUAGAAAAGCCACAAGACGGAGACUCUACCGAUAGUGUUACAGUGACAAGGAACCAGUCUACGCUGAUUUAUUACUUGCUGACUCCCGACAGCCCAAUUGGGAAAUUUCACAAGAAUAUUAAUAGAAUUACGCAUAUUUUGCAAAGAGGUAAAGGUCAAUACGUACUAGUGUACCCUGAUGGCCAAGUAAAAUCAUUUAGGGUUGGAUUUGACUAUAAGAAGGGAGAAGUCUCCCAAUGGGUUGUCCCCGGAGGUGUUUUUAAAGCAAGUUUCCUUGUACCAAACGAAGAAUUCGACAACGGGUUGUUGAUUAGUGAAGUAGUGGUACCUGGGUUUGAUUUCGAAGAUCACACCUUUAUGAAAGGUGAAGAUGAGUUGAAGAGCCUUGUUGGUCCUGAAAGGGCAGCCGAGUUGGCAUUCUUAGUUUAG